This is a messenger RNA of Adineta steineri, 441 nucleotides long. The record is from the annotation of a GenBank genome assembly. Lineage: Eukaryota; Metazoa; Rotifera; Eurotatoria; Adinetida; Adinetidae.
AUGUCGACAUCAUCAAAUAAUAAACAAGAACAAAAAUUACCACCAAUAAAUUUACCUGAUAGUGAAUGGAAAGAAAAAUUAACUAAUGAACAAUAUCGUAUAUUACGAAAGAAAGAAACAGAAUUUCCAGGUACAGGUGAAUAUAAUAAACAUUUUGAAACUGGAACAUAUAAAUGUGCUGGUUGUGGAAAUGAUUUAUACGAUUCAACAUCGAAAUUUGAUUCACAUUGUGGUUGGCCCGCAUUUAGUUCAUCAUUAGGUACAUCCGUUAAACAUGAAAAAGAUGCAGAUGGUUAUCGUGAAGAGAUUUUAUGUGCUAAAUGUGAUGGUCAUUUAGGUCAUGUCUUUGAAGGUGAAGGAUUACGAGAUGCAAAUGGAAAAAUAAUUCAACAACGUCAUUGUGUUAAUUCUGCUUCAUUAAAAUUUGCCAAGAAAAACUAA